Molecule: messenger RNA, 3365 nt
Organism: Fragaria vesca subsp. vesca
Lineage: Eukaryota; Viridiplantae; Streptophyta; Magnoliopsida; Rosales; Rosaceae
Product: importin-9-like
Exons: 33
Coding region: 1-3084 (1027 amino acids)
Biological process (GO): protein import into nucleus
Cellular component (GO): cytosol; nuclear envelope
Molecular function (GO): small GTPase binding
Source: RefSeq, a predicted model, not a curated record
AUGGCGAACUUGAACAUCGUUCUCGAUGAGGAUCAGCAAUGGCUGCUCAAUUGCUUGUCCGCUACUCUCGACCCCAACCACGAGGUCCGCUCUUUCGCCGAAGCUUCGCUUAAUCAGGCUUCUCUCCAACCAGGUUUUGGAAGUGCUUUAUCCAAGGUUGCCGCAAAUAGGGAGCUCUCGUUGGGGUUGCGCCAGCUAGCUGCUGUUCUUCUUAAGCAGUUUAUUAAAAGACACUGGAACGAGAGCGAUGAAGCAUUUGAACAUCCUUCUGUUUCAAGUGAUGAGAAGGUGCUUGUGCGCAAACUUCUUUUGUAUUCAUUGGAUGAUCCUCAUAGGAAAAUUUGUACUGCAAUUAGUAUGGCGGUAGCAUCAAUAGCAGGUUAUGAUUGGCCAGAAGAUUGGCCGGACUUAUUACCACAUCUAAUGAAGUUGGUUAACAACCAAGCCAAUAUGAAUGGAGUGCAUGGAGCUCUUAGAUGCUUGGCUCUCCUCUCAGUGGACUUAGAUGAUACAGUGGUCCCGACCCUAAUGCCCGCUUUGUUCCCAUGCUUACUUACAGUUGUAUCGUCUCCUCAGGUGUAUGACAAAUAUUUACGCACAAAAGCCUAUUCAAUUGUUUAUUCAUGUAUUGCCGUCUUGGGAGUGAUGAGUGGUGUAUACAAGACGGAGACCACUGCAUUAAUAGCACCUAUGCUAAAACCAUGGAUGAAUCAAUUUUCGGCAAUCCUGAGUCAUCCAGUGCAAUCCGAAGAUCCUGAUGAUUGGAGUAUAAGAAUGGAGGUAUUGAAGUGCUUGAAUCAGUUUGUUCAAAAUUUCCCAGGCCUUAUUGAGAGUGAAUUCAUGAUUAUUGUGGGGCCAUUGUGGCAAACUUUUACGACCUCUCUUGAAGUAUAUGCAAGAUCGUCAAUUGAAGGUACAGAAGAUUCGUAUGAUGGAAGAUAUGAUUCAGAUGGUGCUGAUAAGAGCCUAGAUUCCUUUGUCAUCCAGCUAUUUGAGUUUCUGUUGACUAUCGUGGGUAAUGCAGAAUUGGUUAAGGUCAUCACGAAUAAUGUCAAGGAGUUGGUGUAUUACACCAUUGCUUUUCUGCAAAUAACGGAACAGCAGGUUCAUACUUGGUCGAUGGAUGCUAACCAAUUUGUAGCUGAUGAGGAUGAUUCUACUUAUAGCUGUCGUGUUUCUGGUUCACUUCUACUUGAAGAAGUGGUGAAUACUUGUGGUACAGAAGGAAUCAGUGCUAUCAUUGAUGCUGCAAAAACACGUUUAAGUGAGUCUCAAAGAGAGAAGCAUGCUGGUUCUGCCAUAUGGUGGAGAAUGAGAGAGGCGACUUUGUUUGCUUUGACUUCUAUAUCAGAACUAUUGCUUGAAGCAGAGGAUUCAGGAUCGAUGAGAAUUGGCUUAGGAAACCUUCUGGAGCAGAUAAUUAGUGAAGACAUUGGAUUAGAUGUUCAUGAAUAUCCCUUUUUGUAUUCUCGCAUGUUUUCAUCGGUUGCCAAGUUCUCCUCUGUGAUCAGUGAUGGAGUUCUUGAGCACUUUCUCUAUGCUGCUGCUAAAGCAAUUGCCAUGGAUGUGCCCCCGCCUGUCAAAGUAGGUGCCUGCAGGGCACUUUCCCAGCUCCUACCUAAAGCAAACAAAGGAUUAAUUCAACCACAUAUAAUGAGUUUGUUUUCAUCACUUUCUGAUCUUCUUAAUCAGGCGUCUGAUGAAACGUUGAACCUGGUACUUGAAACACUGCUUGCUGCAAUUGAGGCAGGUUACGAAUUAUCGGCAUCGAUAGAGCCUAUCAUUUCCCCUGUGAUCCUUAACAUGUGGGCUUCACAUAUAUCUGAUCCUUUUGUCAGUAUGGAUUCAAUUGAAGUUCUAGAGGCACUAAAAAAUGCCCCUGGCUGUAUACAUCCACUGGUUUCCCGAGUAUUACCGUAUGUGUCACCAGUAUUGAAUGAACCCCAACAGCAGCCUGAUGGAUUAGUGGCUGGAUCAGUGGAUCUGGUGACAAUGCUAUUGAAAAAUGCUCCCAGCGAUGUGGUGAAAGCAGUAUAUGAUGCUUGUUUUGAUGGUGUUAUCCGAAUUGUCCUACAAAGUGACGAUCAUAGUGAAAUGCAGAAUGCAACAGAAUGUUUAGCUGCUUUUAUAGCUGGUGGAAGACAAGAUGUGCUUACUUGGGGUGGUGAUUCUGGAAAUACAAUGAGAAGGUUGCUUGAUGCAGCUUCAAGGCUUCUGAACCCUGAUUUGGAAAGCUCUGGUUCUCUAUUUGUUGGGAGCUACAUUCUGCAACUUAUUUUGCAUCUGCCAUCACAAAUGGCACCCCAUAUUCGAGACCUGGUUGUUGCUCUUCUUAGGCGCAUGCAAUCUGCUCAAAUAGUUGGACUGAGAAGCUCACUGCUACUCAUAUUUGCUCGACUGGUACACUUUAGUGCUCCAAACGUUGAACAAUUUAUUGAUAUGCUCGUCUCCAUUCCAACCGAUGGCUAUGAUAACUCUUUUGUAUACUUGAUGUCAGAAUGGACCAAACAGCAAGGUGAGAUUCAGGGGGCCUACCAAAUUAAAGUCACUACUACUGCUUUGGCCUUAUUGCUCUCAUCUAGGCAUCCUGAAUUAGCAAAAAUCAAUGUGCAAGGACAUUUGAUUCAGGGUGCUGCUGGGAUCACGACUCGUUCAAAAGCUAAAUUAGCUCCUGAUCAGUGGACAGUGGUGCCACUUCCUGCAAAGAUAAUGGCUUUAUUGGCAGAUGCAUUGGUUGAAAUCCAAGAACAGGUUUUAGCUAGUGAUAAUGAGGAUAGUGACUGGGAAGAAAUUGAGGCAGAUGGUACGGAAGCUGAUAAGGACUUGAUGCAUGCAGCAGGAGUAACUUCUUUUGGCCAACCCACACAUGAACAUCUUGAAGCAAUUGCAAAAAUAUAUAAUAAGGAUGGGUAUGAAGAUGAUCAUUUAAGUGUAGCCGAUCCCCUUAACCAGAUUAAUUUGGCAAACUAUCUUGCCGAUUUUUUUGUGAAUUUUUCUCAGAGGGAAAGACAAGUGUUUGAUCAUCUUUUCCAGAGUCUGACACAGAAUCAAAGGAAUGCUAUUCAAAAGGUCAAAACUGUGUGAGGGUUUUAUUGUAUCCGUUAAGCUUGGAUUGUGCGCUUGCGAAUUGAUUAUUGUUGAAUUGCUCAAAAAGAAAGACCCCCCAAACAAAAUGGAACACAAGGUUUUCCCUGACAAUGUCAUUAGUGUUGAAUAGCCCAGUGUAUUGUCUAUACGGACAGGACCAAAAUUUUGGAAAUGCAGGUAGUCAAAAGAGCCAAAAUGCAGAAAGUCGAGCCAUGUAAUUCGUUAAUUUGUUGUGCAUAUUGUUUGUGUUUAGUCAUGGAUUUCUGAGAUAUCUUGGU